GUUCCAGCGAGAGCAUUAAUACAACUAAAGAGCGCUAAUUCAAGAUGAUCAGCACAAAAAGGGUGGGGUGGGAGAGGCUCCUUUAACCGUAUAUAAACCGCUCAUGGGGAUCCAGAGGCAGGACACUUUCAUUCUCAAUACACAAUGAUGUACAAGUUCGCCAUCUGCCUGGCCCUUGUGGCGGCCGCCUCCGCCCGCCCCCAACAGAAGAGCGCCGACGAGCCCAUCGCCAUCCUCCGCCUUGACAACGAGGGUGUCAACCACGACGGCUCCUACAAGUUCGGUUUCGACACGGCCAACGGCAUCUCUGUUGACGAGACCGGCUACAACAAGCCCAUCCAGAGCCAAGACCCCGAGAACCAGAACGCUCAGGUCGCCGAAGGUCGCUUCACCUACACCGGCGACGACGGCCAGCAGUACACCAUCACCUACGUGGCCGACGAGAACGGAUUCCAGCCCCAGGGCGACCACCUUCCCACCCCUCCCCCCAUCCCCGCCGCCAUCCAGCGCGCCCUCGACUACAUCGCGUCCCAACCCCCCCAGGCGCAGAAGAAGUAAAUUUGAUUGAUUGCAAUCGUCACCCAUCCAUGCAUAAAUGUAUAUUACGCGAAAAGAACAAAAACCUGCUAAUUUUUUAAGGAAAAGCAAUAAAAACCUCUGUGUUCCUAAAUCAGUCGAACCCUAAA
Molecule: messenger RNA, 686 nt
Organism: Neocloeon triangulifer
Lineage: Eukaryota; Metazoa; Arthropoda; Insecta; Ephemeroptera; Baetidae
Product: endocuticle structural glycoprotein ABD-4-like
Exons: 3
Coding region: 145-558 (137 amino acids)
Cellular component (GO): chitin-based extracellular matrix
Molecular function (GO): structural constituent of chitin-based larval cuticle
Source: RefSeq, a predicted model, not a curated record